Cherax quadricarinatus is the source of this 2609-nucleotide messenger RNA. NCBI's taxonomy places the organism in Eukaryota, Metazoa, Arthropoda, Malacostraca, Decapoda, Parastacidae. The record is from RefSeq and is a predicted model, not a curated record.
UAUAGACCAAACAAGAUGCUUCUGACACAGUCUGGGCUACUGACAGUGCUACUGACGACGCUACUGACGCAGGUGGUGCAGUGUACUAGCGUCUCCAAAAUCCCAGAACAAGAGUCUGAGGUGAUCCUGACAACAGGUGCACAGCUGAUAAUCACGUACACACCUGACAACCAACCUUACCUGGCCUGCAAGCCAAUUAACACCUCACACCAGAAUGUGAUUGAAGGUUCAGUCUUGGCCAGCGUGGACCGCCUUGAAGAGUUCGGUCUUCUGGUUCGUCUGGACUUCCAGUCUGGUCAAUUGACCAGCUGCAACUUCGUUUCUGGUGACUCUGGAACAGAGGAAGAGGAUUCCUCAUGGCUUUCUGUGCCAGCGAUGAAUGAGACCUGGGUCUCCGGAGGCUUCCAGUGCCCUGCUGGAUGGGAGAUGAUAGACUCAACAUGCUUCCUGUUGGUUAACAACUCAGGAACUUGGCUGGAAGGACGGGACUUCUGCAGUUUUCUGGGUGGGAGUCUGGCCACUAUCUCCAGUCAACUCCAGCAGAGUUGGAUCCGGUUGGCACUGACUGGAGAUACGUGGCUCGGACUGAGGAACACAGAGUUGAACCUAAACUAUACCUGGUUAGAUGGAUCACCUUAUAAGUUCACCAGCUGGGCAGAGGGGGAGCCUAGCAAUACUGGUGCUCUCUGGGUAUUUGGCGAACGAGGUGACCUUUGGGUACUGGCUGGACAGGAACACUGUGUCGCGAUGAGCCAAAGGUAUCAGUACCUCUGGAAUGAUGCCCACUGCGACCAUACCAAACAGUUCCUGUGUAGUGUUGCUGCGGUACCUACUACUACUACUACACCAACCACCACCACCACUACUACUACUACACCAACCACCACCACCACUACACCAACCACCACUACUACCACCACCACUACCACCAGGAGACCUACCUGCAGCAGUGGAUGGACUCAGUACGGCUCAUCCUGUUACUGGUUAAGCUGGAUCAGCUCCAGCUGGGUGUCAGCUAACCAACAGUGUCACAGCAAGAAUUCAAACCUAGUCUCUAUCUCCAGUUCCUCGGAACAGAGGUUCAUUAACAGACUGGUCUCUGGUAGCGUGUGGAUUGGUCUCAACGACAGAAAUCGGGAAAGUGACUAUACCUGGUCUGAUGGCACCUCCUACAGUUAUACCAACUGGAACAGUGGUCAACCCAGCAGGUACAGCGGCUUCCUGGCUUGGGGGAGUCCCGAAGACUGUGUGGAAAUGAGAGAGAAGUUCUCUUACAGGUGGAACGAUCAGUCUUGUUCCACGAAGAACCAGUUCAUCUGUGAACGUCCAGUGACUAGGUACAACACUUACUGGUAGUAAUAAUAUCUCUUUCUCUCUCUAUCUCUCUCUCUCUCUCUAUCUCUCUCUCUCUCUCAAACAUUUGUAUAGUCUUCUAUAUACUCCCAUGUACUCUAAUAUACUCCCAGGAACUAUAAUAUACUCCCAUGUACUCUAAUAUACUCCCAGGAACUAUACUAUACUCCCAUGUACUCUAAUAUACUCCCAGGAACUAUAUACUCCCAUAUACUCUAAUAUACUCCCAGGAACUAUAAUAUACUCCCAUGUACUCUAAUAUACUCCCAGGAACUAUAUACUCCCAUGUACUCUAAUAUACUCCCAGGAACUAUAAUAUACUCCCAUGUACUCUAAUAUACUCCCAGGAGCUAUAAUAUACUCCCAUGUACUCUAAUAUACUCCCAGGAACUAUAUACUCCCAUGUACUCUAAUAUACUCCCAGGAACUAUAUACUCCCAUGUACUCUAAUAUACUCCCAGGAACUAUAAUAUACUCCCAUGUACUCUAAUAUACUCCCAGGAACUAUAUACUCCCAUGUACUCUAAUAUACUCCCAGGAACUAUAAUAUACUCCCAUGUACUCUAAUAUACUCCCAGGAACUAUAAUAUACUCCCAUGUACUCUAAUAUACUCCCAGGAACUAUACUAUACUCCCAUGUACUCUAAUAUACUCCCAGGAACUAUAAUAUACUCCCAUGUACUCUAAUAUACUCCCAUGUACUCUAAUAUACUCCCAUGUACUCUAAUAUACUCCCAGGAACUACAAUAUACUCCCAUGUACUCUAAUAUACUCCCAUGUACUCUAAUAUACUCCCAUGUACUCUAAUAUACUCCCAUGUACUCUAGUUGUACCGCUGGACCACAAUAACACAGGUGAGUGUUAUCAAUACAAUGUUAAUUAUAUUAUUGACGCAGAUUUAACAUGUUAUAUCAUAGUUAAUAAAGCUAGUUCAUGUUAAUAUUCUUAUUUAACAUGUUAUAUCAUAGUUAAUAAAGCCAGUUCAUGUUAAUAUUCUUAUUUAACAUGUUAUAUCAUAGUUAGUAAAGCCAGUUCAUGUUAAUAUUCUUAUUUAACAUGUUAUAUCAUAGUUAACAAAGCCAGUUCAUGUUAAUAUUCUUAUUUAACAUGUUAUAUCAUAGUUAAUAAAGCCAGUUCAUGUUAAUAUUCUUAUUUAACAUGUUAUAUCAUAGUUAGUAAAGCCAGUUCAUGUUAAUAUUCUUAUUUAACAUGUUAUAUCAUAGUUAACAAAGCCAGUUCAUGUUAAUAUUCUUAUU